AUGGCAAAGGUCAAAGCCCAGCGCGUGCUUCUGCCCGGCGAGAACCCCAAGCGCGACCCAAAGCUGAAUGAAACGAAGCGAAAAGCACCACCGUUAAGCGAAGAGAUUGUUGUAGAGAGCGACGAUGAGUCGCACAGCGGCAGCAGUAGCGGGCAUAGCGCUGGCAGCGAGAGCGACCCGGAGAAGCUGAAAAACACCAAGACACCCAGACCCGAGAACGUCAAGAGGACAGAGCUGGACAGUCCACCAGUGCCGAGUGAUGAGGAUGUGGGCAAAGGGGAGAGCGAUGAAGACGAUCGGUCACAAGCAAGCAGCGGUGCAGAGGAGGAGGGAGAGAUCAGUGGGAGCGGGAGUGCAAGUGAGGGAAGCGGCAGCGAGUUGGAGAGCGAGGUCGAAGCCGUGCCGGCAGAGCCAGCAAAACCGCCAGCUAAACAAGUGCAAACGGCACAUUUCCGCCCACCUCCGCCGUACGAACCCCCUGCUGGAUUCGCAGCUGUCAAGACUUCCGCGGCACCUUCGUCGGAUAUCACGAAUCUUCUGAAUCCCAAAAAACUCGAGGGCAAGCAGAUAUGGCACAUCACGGCACCAGCAACAGUACCGAUCACAUCGAUAAAAGAGGUUGCGCUGGACAAGGUAUUUCGCGGAGAUGCUGUCUUAGAGUACAAAGGCAAGAGCUAUGGGUUUAAGGCAGACACGGAAGGCGAGAAGAGAACCACCAGGGUUCUGAUGCCAGGCGCGAAAGGCUACACACCCGUGCCGGCAGGGAAUCUAGAAACACUCCACCUUCAGCAAGUGGUCCACCUACCGCAGCUGUCACAGAAGCAGGCAGAUCCGACAAGGGGCUCGGAUGCCGCUGCAUCGUUCGACACACCCGCUAUCAAAGUAGUACGCCAGCAACCGAAGGGCCUCCGCAUGCGCUUCAGGCCAUCUGGCUUUGGCGACGACGAUCCGGGGAGUAUUGGCUCGUCAGAGAGCGAGGAUUCACCGGUGGAGGAACAGAGCCAGAUAGGCUUCCGCGCGCCGAAGGGAAGAGAAGCACCAGCAGUCUUUUCACCUUCGAAGAAGCGCAAGCACGACGCGGUCAAUGGUGAUCAAGGGAUUUCGCAAACGUCCGUUAAGAAGAAAAAGAGAACGACCGAGGAAACCAUACGGACUGAGGAGUCUCAUUUCGAGGAUCAGACCAGGCAUGCGAGGGAAGAGGCUAUACCCAGUAUACCUUCGACCGAUAACCCUGCACGAAUCAGAGUGAGGAAGGAGAAGUCGAAAAAGGCUAGGGAUGCUGAGGGUGCUAGACCCGAAGGGUCGGAAAAGGAGAAAGAGAAGAAGAAGCGGAAAAAGGAGAAGCAAAAAGAUGUCGCUGAUGGCAUUGACGGAGGGGGCUCUCCGAUGAAGGGGCUGUCGUAG
This is a messenger RNA of Coniosporium apollinis CBS 100218, 1404 nucleotides long. RefSeq lists its product as uncharacterized. Gene Ontology annotation, biological process: transcription by RNA polymerase I. Bases 1 to 1404 code for a protein of 467 amino acids. The record is from RefSeq and is a predicted model, not a curated record. The transcript has a single exon. Lineage: Eukaryota; Fungi; Ascomycota; Dothideomycetes.